AUGUAUAUGCUUGUGGCUCGGAAUGAAGGAGGUUCAGUUCAGAGCAGGUUCUCACUGAAUGUUCUACGUGAGUUGAUUUUUUUCAAAAAAAAUUAUUAAGUUUUUUAAAAUUAAAAUUUUCAAUUAAAAUUUUCAGAAGCCAAAUCACCAGAAGCUCCCGAAUUCACUGGAAAAUUCCAAUCCACCACCCUGUAUGAUGGAGAUUCAGUCAAACUUUACUGUAAAGCAGCAGGUGAAGCUGUGACUUUCAAAUGGUUCAAAGACAACGAACAAAUCGCAAGCGGUGGAAGUUUCAAGUGAGAACAAUUUUUGGAAAAAAUUCAAAAAAUUCAAAAAAAUUUUUGCAGCAUUGAUUCAAAGGGAAAUGAGACUACACUGUCUAUAAACAAUGCGACACUUGCUGAAGGUGGAUGGUAUCGAUGUGAUGCUUCCAACAAACAUGGAACAACCACACUCAAAGGUCGAGUCGUAGUUCAAUCAAGACAAAAAUUCCAAGGACCUGCGCAUCGUGAGAUGAUCACUUUGAGAAAAGUCGACAAAGUUGAGCGAUCAAGAACACCUGUCAAUCAACUUCAAGAUUUGUCAGCGUCAAAAGCUCCACCAAAAUUCGAGUCACAACUUCAAUCACAACAAUUGAUCGAAGGACAAGCAAUUCGAUUGGAGAUCAGAUACUCGCCAGUAGAUGAUCCGAAUUUGCGAAUCGCUUGGCUUCAAAACGGGAAAGCCGUUCUUGCCUCAUCCCGAAUUCAGACAUCAACUGAAUUCGGAAUUUCAUCAUUGGAAAUCAAUCCAGUUUCAGUUUUUGAUCAAGGUGAAUACACCGUAGUUGCAGUUAAUCCUCUAGGUGAAGCUCGAACUUCAACAAAUAUUGCCGUUAUUGGACACGGGUCACAUCAAGCCACAUCAUCAUCUGCUAAUAACUUCGGAACAUCUUAUCAAUCUCGGGUUCAACAAGCACCAGCCGGUGUUUAUAUUGAUCUUCCGAAUUUCCAAAGUGACUUGAGAAGUCAAGAAUUGUUCGAGGGUCAACAAAUUCAUCUCGAAGUCAAACUUACACCAAUCAAUGAUCCGACACUUCAAGUUGUUUGGUAUUUGAAUGGUAGAGAAUUGAUGAAAAACGAUCGAGUUCAUCAGAAUUUCUCAAACGGAUUUGCAACAUUAGAUAUUACUGAUGCCCGGAAAGAAGACAGUGGCUAUUAUGUAGCUAGAGCUAUUAACAAAUUAGGAGAAGCUGAAAAUCAAGCAACCAUCAUCAUCCAUCGUAAGUUCAUCUUCUGUUUCUUGAAAUAUUGAAUCUCAAAUAAAUAAUUUCAGCAAAAGUCGAGUUACAACAAUUCGGAGGCUUCUAGACAACUUGAUGUUGAUGAUGUUCGUGAGAUUCAAUAUUCUCACUCAUCAGUCGAUCUCACUCCCAAGUUCCUAUCCCAAUUGAAACCAUUUCACUGCGAUCAAGAACUUGGUAGAUCAAUUUUCGAGGCGAGAAUUCAACCAAUCAAUGAUCCAUCUCUCCGAGUUUCUUGGUUGAAAGAUGGGCAACCACUUCCAAACGCCAAUCGUAUUCAAAUUUUCCAAAAUUUCGGAGUUGUUUCGCUCUCCUUGCAUCCAACUUAUCCAGAAGAUAACGGAGUUUACACUUGCGUUUUGUUCAAUGCUCAUGGGCAAGCUCAAAGUUCAGCCGAGCUCACAACAACCUGGGUUGAAACUCUUCAACUCGAUUCAAAACACACGGAUAGUUUGCCAAUUAUUGGGUAUUUGGAUUCACAUCAAGUUCACAUUGGACCACAAUCUGUUGAAAGACCUGAAGAAUUCAAUUCUCUCGAACCUCCAAUGUUCGCAAGAGAACUGGCAACCAAGAUCGAAGUUAUGGAAAAUGAACCAGUUCAUUUUGAGGCUAGAAUUCAACCAGCAAACGAUGUCAAAAUGACUGUUGAAUGGUAUCACAACGGAAAACCACUUCCAGCCGCCCACAGAUUCCGACCAAUGUUUGAUUUCGGAUAUGUCGCCUUGGACUUGCUUUAUGCUUAUCCAGAAGAUUCGGGAACCUACACUUUGGUCGCAAGGUAAUUUUUGAAUUCUUUUAAGAAAUUCAGAAAAUAGUUUAAUUUCAGAAACGAAUUGGGUGAAGCUCAAAGCAGUGUUGAACUUCUUGUCGGAAGUGAGAAAACCCUUUAUUUGGAACCAAAUCAUCCAGAAGGAUUGGAAAGAAUCAAGGUGAUUUUUAGAAAACUAUCAAACACAAACAUUAUAAUUACAACCAGUCGGACAGCAUUUCUUUCCCUUACAAUCUCCGUCAGUUGAGCACCAGCUGAUCGGUGUGAAAACUUUGCAGCGAUAACCAAGUUGCACUGGGGUUGGACAAGUUCCCGGGGGCGGGUGACAACAUCUGGUGGUUUGAUAGUCGAGGCAAACUGUGCCCGACGCACAUUUGUCAGAUUUAACGCAAGAGGAUGAGAGAAAUUUCACACGGCAUACUGGGAGACCAACUAAAAAUACACAUUUUUUCUAGGGCUCUAGGAACAUUUCAGAAAAAAACUUACUUUCAAAGGACAUAACUCUCUUAUCAGAUGAAAAAUCAUCUCUGAGCGGUUCUCCAAGCUCUUCUGAUUCCUCAGCCUCCUUGUCUUCCAUACAUUCUUCCCGUUCGACACCAAGAAUCCGCCAAUAGUCACAGAGCGGAAUGAAUUUGGGUUUCUGAGUCACGGGAACCUGCUCAUAAUAAUACCUCGGAUCAUCCGUGUACGGCAAAUUAACUCGGAAAAACACGGUGAUUUUUAAGAGCGCUGAGAAAAUUAGAAUAGCGCGCAAAAAAGUCAUUGGAAUAAUAAUAAUAAUACAAAUGAUAAUGAGUAGGCUAGAUAUAUAUUUAUUUGACCAUAUACAAAUAAAUAUGGGCGCAAUGAAGGGUGUCAUUAUUUACCCAACUAAAUAGUUUGUUUACGGUUCCCACCAGAUUUUGGAUGAAUACUAGAAGUACACACUCGUAUAUUUUCAGGAACUUGAACAAGAUCGUCGUCAAGGCAUUGCUGAAGUUGAAGAUCGAACUUGUGAUGCCGCACCCCAAAAUUCUUGA
This is a messenger RNA of Caenorhabditis angaria, 3070 nucleotides long. The record is from the annotation of a GenBank genome assembly. NCBI's taxonomy places the organism in Eukaryota, Metazoa, Nematoda, Chromadorea, Rhabditida, Rhabditidae.